AUGGUCGCGUCACGUUUCAUAGUACUAAAUCGACAUUUAAAUAAUUUUGGAGGGAUUAUUUUGAGGAAGAAAUUCUAUUUAGAUGGUGUAAAUGCAGUUUUGUCGCGGGGCACAGAGCGUGCGCAAUUGAGUCCGCGCCGGUACUGGAGGCGGCCGACAGGCGGCGCUGCACUGCGCCGUAUUGAUAAAAGCGCAAAGGGCGCGCGACGGCCUGGGACUGGAGGAUGUGAUGGCAACUCGCAACCGGCGAGACUGUAG
Molecule: messenger RNA, 258 nt
Organism: Arctia plantaginis
Lineage: Eukaryota; Metazoa; Arthropoda; Insecta; Lepidoptera; Erebidae
Source: the annotation of a GenBank genome assembly